Messenger RNA from Tarenaya hassleriana, 2001 nucleotides. Its product is annotated as organic cation/carnitine transporter 4. Gene Ontology annotation, cellular component: membrane. Lineage: Eukaryota; Viridiplantae; Streptophyta; Magnoliopsida; Brassicales; Cleomaceae. Gene Ontology annotation, molecular function: transmembrane transporter activity. The transcript has 2 exons. Bases 147 to 1763 code for a protein of 538 amino acids. Gene Ontology annotation, biological process: transmembrane transport. The record is from RefSeq and is a predicted model, not a curated record.
AAAAAAAAAAAAAGAGCUGUCCCUUCCUCCAUCUAUAAAUACGACAGAAACAGAGCUUCCUGUCUGUGCAAAAAAAAAAAAACCAGUAGUCCACCGUCUCCGCGGAGACCGAAUCCACGCCGAAUUUUAAAAAAAUCCAAAAAAACAUGGAUCCGGGUUCGGCGGCGGCGGGGGAUUUGCGGCAACCGUUGGUGGAAUCUACGGCGAAGAUUCCGGCGGCGGAGAAGGAGAGGCUUGGCAUAGACGCGAUGUUACAGAGACAUUGCGGGGAGUUUGGUCGGUGGCAGAUGAAGCACUUUGUGCUGACGUGUCUCGCCUGGGCGUUGGAGGCGUUCCACACAAUGGUCAUGAUCUUCGCCGACAGAGAGCCCGAUUGGAGGUGCCGGGUCGGGUCCGGAUCCGGUUCGGGUUGUGGGGUCGGAUCUUCUGUGUGCGAACUGGAUCGGGGUUCGUGGGAAUGGGUCGGGGGACGUGGAAGCUCGACGGUGUCGGAGUGGGGAUUGGUUUGCGGCGAGAAGUAUAAGGUCGGUCUCGUUCAAGCCAUCUUCUUCGCUGGCUGUAUGAUCGGCGCAGGCAUAUUCGGACAUCUCUCGGAUUCGAAACUCGGAAGAAAAGGCUCAUUGACAGUAGUAUGCCUCCUCAACACAGUCUUCGGAAUCGCGACUGCGUUUUCCCCGAACUACUUGACCUACGUUUUCCUCCGCCUCUUGACUGGAUUCAGUACCGGCGGUGUAGGCCUUUGUGCGUUUGUGUUAGCCACCGAACCCAUUGGACCCUCGAAACGUGGAGCCGCUGGAAUGUCUACCUUCUACUUCUUCUCCACGGGCAUUGCUCUUCUCUCGGGUAUCGCUUAUAUCUUCAAGUCAUGGCGAGAUCUCUACAUAGCGACAUCUAUCCCAUCUUUGCUGUUCCUGGUUAUCGUUAUCCCUUUCAUCUCCGAGUCCCCGAGGUGGUAUCUUGUGCGAGGAAGAGUGGAUGAAGCUAUGAAACUGAUGCGGGCUAUUGCUAAGAGUAAUGGACGUUGCCUUCCCGAGGGAGUGGUUCUCGUUAUGGACAACGAGGAAGAAGAAGAAGAUGAUAACGAAAAAGGGUACCCGUAUUCAGACGAGAAUCUACCACUUUCGGUCCCGAAAAAAGCGGUUGAAGGUUCUCUUAAAGACGUGAUUCGCUCGCCCCUCACGCGUAUACGUCUCGUAUUAUCCGUUUUCAUCAGUUUCACGGUCUCUGUUGUUUACUAUGGGCUCAGCCUCAAUGUUGUGAACCUCAAAACCAACCUCUACCUCAAUGUACUCCUAAACGCAGUCGCUGAAAUGCCAGCGUUCACCAUAACAGCGGUUUUACUCGAUCGUUUUGGGAGGAAACCCCUAAUGAUCGGUACGCAGUGGUUCAGUUUUGUCUUCUGCUUCAUCGGGUGCCUUCUCGGGUUGACUGGCCCGUGGAAAGUGGUGAGAAUGGCAUGUGGGAUACUCGGGAUUUUCGGGAUGGCUGGCACGUACAAUCUUCUGUUCAUAUAUAUCUCCGAGCUUUUCCCGACGGUGGUUCGAAACGCUGCCCUCGGGUGUGCGACUCAAGCGGCCCAGAUGGGUGCGAUUUUGGCGCCGUUCGUUGUGGUUUUAGGGAGUUGGAUUCCGUUUGGAGUUUUUGCGUUUUGCGGUUUGGUUGGGGGCUGGCUUGCGUUUUACUUGCCGGAGACGUUAAACCUGCCCUUGUACGAUACAAUGCAUGGGAUGCACGAAGGUGAGAGUAACAGAGGAGUGUGUUGAUGCUUUUCCAAAUAAUCGCAAACGCAAACGCUAAUAAAUAAACGCGGAUUCGAAACGCAAAUCCAUUUGGCCUCUGCCGAUUCUCUGUGUUAGGCGUCAACAAAGGCUGUUGGGUUUUUAUGAGUUGGUUUGUUUGCAUUUUGUGUCAGGAAAAUGGAGACAUGGUUUUGUCUUGAAUUGAGAAAAUGUCUCUAAUUUUUGUAUAAAUUAAUUAAUUUUGCUUCUUGUCAUAUUUACA